CAAUACGUAAUGUGAACAAACAUUGCGUUGUGUAUAUUUAUAUUUUUAGUUUUGAUUUAUUAUUAGUUAAAGUUGUUUUCAAAAAAGUGUUUGGUUAUUGUCGGAUUUAAUUUCUAGUAUAAAUAUUAUGUUCUUUUGUCCCGGUUGUUUGUAUCAACAUGAAUUGUUGUAGAAAUGGAAUAUGAAAGCCCACAAACUAAAGUCGAUAUGGUGGCAAGUCUGCAAUCUCGCAAAGACUCACUAGAAGCAAAAAUCAAAGAGAAGAAUGAAGAGCUGAAGGCACUAUGUAUCCAGGAGGCAGAGCUGACAGGGGUACUUCCCCUGGAAACACCUCUAGAGGCUGGCGAGAGUCCUCCGGUGUUCCGACGACGUGUGGGAACCUCAUUUACCUAUCCUGAGAACCUAAUUAAUAAACUCAAGUCUAAAGAAGAGGAAUCUCUAGCUACAUUGGAGCUAGAGUAUAACAUUCAAACAGGAAUCGCAGAAGCAGCAAGAAGUUUGGCCAAUGAUGGGACAGUCAGCAAGGCAGCAAGACGCAAACAUAGAAUUGUGUAUCAACAGAGUCAAAGACGGUUAUUGGAACUUGAAUCCCAGCUAAGGCAGGCGUCCCGCUGCCCACUGAAGCAAAGAAAAAAGCCAAGGCCUCCUUUGGAGUCAGAUCAAGUAGAUGGAGGGGGAGGGGGAGGCCUUGUUGGUGACAAUGUUAACGGCGUCAGUCUGUCUCCAGUACAAGACAAGUUGUACCACCAGAACCAUCAGGUGGUGACUCAUGUGGGAUCAUCAAGAUACAACAGUGUGAGGGAGCCCACCUCAGGCAUGCCCUACCGCAACACACACAGACAAAUACAAUCAGAAGUUGCCUAUCAGCAAAGCUGGGGCUAUCAGCCAUCGUCUCAACCCAGAGAAUUUGAAAGAACUCAUAGAGUACCACACGAUCUUCAAGGUAAUAGAUACAAAGAGAACAACAAUUGGUACAACACAGCUCCUACCUCUCGUUACUUGGGAGUCGGUUCUAAACCUGAAGAUGAUGAGGAGAAGAAGUCUGUACGUUAUCGUGACAGAUUUGGAAGCCUGGAUCGGCGAAGGGGAAGUGGUGAAACAUUUGAGUCAGAGUUGCGACAGAGUGUUCUUCUGCCGAACCAGACCUAUCCUGAAACCAGCCACCAUUUGACUCAAGGUUCUCGCAAGACUAAAAAAAAGGAUUGGUUUGAGACAUCAUUGGAUACGUCUCAUCCUGUACAUUCUACACCUACGCCACCGCCACCUCCUCACACGCCUACACCUACUCCAACUCCUCCCAUCCCUCACUACCAUCCACCUCCCCACCCGCACCCUCAUACUCACACCCACACCCACACCCAAGCUCACUCACACACGUCCGGCAGUGAAGGAGACCCUGCUGAGCAGAUACACAUGCCAGUCUCCCAACAGCUGUCUUUUGACACGGUGGUGCCAUUUGAAUCGCCAAAGAACCAUACGGUGGUGCAAGCUGGAAUGUGGCAACCUUACAGAGAAGUGACUAAGCCCUUUGAGAUGGCUGACUUCUACAAGUAUAGCACAAAGUUUCGCAAGAAUGCCUCCAGCACUCCUCCGGUAUCACAACAGAAGGCUGUGUACCGUCCGUUGCAGCCCAUGACUUGUGAACCUCUUGCAGUUCAGGAGUCAGGGACUGAUAAGGUUGGAUGCAGGCCAGAUUCAGAUGAUCCAUACUCCCAUGAGAUGUUGUCUUGGUACCAAGACCAAACCACGCCCCAAGCUCGCUCUGCUACACUCGUUUAGACUAAGACACUCCCACAAAAUGAUCUCUCAACUUGUAAAACUAUAAUUGUUUUCAUGACAAAGCCCACUGGAACUAGCUUUAAUCAGACCCUCUAAGGGCCUUUUCUUUAGCGUAGGAUAUAAUUUUGUAAUUAACAGUAAAUUCAUUUAAGUAGUUAAGGUAAUUUUGAUUUAAGUUAUUAAGGAUUCUAUUAAAUGAUUGGCUACAUAAUAGUUUUUAUGAACGUGUUGUAUAUUAUUAGGUUACCAUAUUAUAGUUCUCAUAAUGUUCAAACCUCCAUAGUUAGAGUUUAUUGUGGAGCUUCUUUUAUUAGUUGCAGGAAGUUGUAAAACUCUUCUCAAUAUGUAAAGUAACAGCGGACUCAGUUACAUCAAUAUGUUAAGCUUCUUUCUGGUCAUCCUCUUCUGUUUAUAUUGACAGUUUUAUUUUACUGCCAUAGAGCGGACUAAUUACAAUUUUUUUUAAAUGAAAAUUAAGAAGAAGGCAUUAUUUAUUACGUUGGAAAUUUGACAGAAAAAAGCAUAGUAAAAUUAUAAUUCAACAAUAAUUUUGACAUUUAUAACCAUUUUGGAAUCCCAGCUCGAGCUUCAAAUUCCCUCGCUGACCGCCAUUUCUUUCUUGUUCGUCUCAGGCUUGUUGCUCAUGAGCACAAAUAGUUCUUGACCUUAUCCAAUUAACACUCUAUGGGUUUUCCCAUUUUUCUGAUAACUUUUCAUCCAUAAAUCUAAAAAAAUUGAAAUUCAUUCCUGAAAAUCCCACCACUUGUGGUGAGAGUGGAGUAAACAAUUCAUGUCUGUUUGCAAGCUUUUGUGUAUUUUAUUUUGUUGUCAUCAUCUGCUUUUUUUAACUUGUUUAUGAGAGAUGGAAACAUAAGAUGAAGAAGCAUAUGUGUUAUAGACACGAACAUCAAACAAUGCUUCCAUCUGAGUCUCCUAUACACCUCUGAAAGAUAAAUCAGCUUUAAGUGCAGGUUCACUUAGAUGACUCAUUCCUUCAGCUAUUAAGGCCUCAGGACUGAACACUAUUUCCCCUAGCUUGGUCCAUCAUAAAAAUUGUUUAUUGUGUCACCUAUUUUAUUUUUUUACUAUAAAACCCCCAUUGGAUGUGUGGGACACACAUAUAUUUACAUUGAUUCGUAUUGAAUUCAUGUUCACAUCCUUCAUAUUUUUAUGGGAGGUUUAUUGGUGUUUUCCCAUAGCGUAAAGCUAGGACAUCCCUAAAUUCCUGUGGGGACAUGUCCAGAUUAAGUUUUUUUCAGGCACACACAUUAUAGCCACCCAUGUUUUGUUUUUCUUUCUGCAUUGUGCUUUAAAAUUUUCUUCCGGCUUUGUUAGAAUGUUUCCAAGUGCUGUCUGGAUAAUUCUUUCAAGAUUUUUUUACUUCUUUACAGACUUUAAUGACGAAUUUAGGGCAUAUUUGUGUGAGUCAAAACACAAUUUUUGUCUUUUAAACAGGAUAUAAUAACUUUGCGUCCGUCUUCUUUAUCGUCAUUUUCAUAAUGUGUUUCAUUGCUUCUAAGCAAUUCAACAUAGCAGUCUUUUUUAUUUCCAUAUACCCUCUCUGAAUUAUGUUGACUGUCAACUUUAUCACUGUCAGAUUCAUUGGCCUUACAAAGUUACAGUUGCUGACAACAAUUGUGGACAAUGAUAAUUGUGACUACAUCGUGGACUCACUAUUCAUGUUAAUACAGUAUAUUUGUAGCCCAUAUUACUAGUUUCUUCUUCCUAACUCCUUUCAACAGUAUCAACCUAUCCAAGAGUUUUUCCUACCAGUUUGUUGUAUGUCAAAUGUUUGUCUACUUAAUUAUUGUAUUUUGAUAUGAAUGGUAUAUUAAUGCAAGGCUGUAUGAGAAUACCUCCACGCCUUAGCUCCAUUAUGUGCUUAUGUCUAUUUUUAUAAAUGAAUUGAUGAUCUGUCAGGUAAUCUUUCUAGCAGUCCUAGUUCAGUAACAUCUAUUAAGGUCGAUUCACACGUAUCAGUUACGGCACGUCACAGUUCAGAUAUAUCAGUAGCGUUACAGUCAACCAAAAUAUUCUUUAAUGGAUUUUCUAUUACGUUUUCUACACUCAUCCGGCGCAGGUCCGUCAGUCGCUCUGUCGGCGUCUGUCAGUCAAUUUCAGAUUUCUUUUCACCGAUAUUUUUGGAUUGUUCGGACGCCUGACGGACGUGUUUGAGGUUAAAAAAUAGUGUUAUUGUUAUUUAAAUGAUUGUGUUUAUAUUUUUAGUACUGUUUGUAACAAUAUAAAACAGAUGGACGAUGAAAAUUUGAUAGAAUAUAGGGGUUUAAUUUAAAAUUUUUUACUGUAACAUCACUGUAAAUUAGGGAUGGUCAAGUCUCGAAAUUUCGGGAAAUUUUCGGGAAAUUUUAAAUCUCGUUACACGAGACGAGAUUUCUUUUUGGCCGAGAUUUUUAUCGAGACGAGAAUUAAAAAAAAAAAAAAAAAAAAAAAAAAUUAAAAACGCCUGCAGAAAGUCAAUGCAAUACCCGCAAUACAGGAGCGUGUUGUAGUUGCGUUUCCUUUGCGAAGGCGUUCUUAUUUAAUUAAUUCUAUAAAUGUAAAUAUUACUUUAAUUAUUUUAAUAAUAUUACUUUAAUAACAUUUGAGAAGUUUUGUUAAGUGUAAGCAGUGUGAGGAAUGUUUUAUUACUAUAAAAAGUCAAAACAAGUAACUAUUUUAUAAAAAUUAAUAUUGCUUUUAUUUUAUGAUUUAUUUUAUUUUAGGAUAAGUUGAACUCUAUCCUAACUGAUAUCACUAUGUUUCCUUAUCGUAGGCAUUUUUAAUAAGUUAGGCGUGAUUAAUAAAAGAUUGUAAAUAUUCUUGCCUAUUAUCAUUAUUUUUGUAUUUAAACAGUCAUCUAACAAUGUUACAAAAUCAGGUAAAAAUUUUGAACGUGCAUUUCCCGUUGUGUAUGAGAAGGGAAAUCCCGUCUCGAUCUCGUCUCGAAAUUUUAUGAGAAAUAAAAAAUCUCGUCUCGUCUCGUCUCGAACUAAAAUUUCAAUCUCGUCUAUCCCUACUGUAAAUAUUAGAGACGGAAGACUGGCUGAAACCAACUGACGGAAAGUUGACUAAAGAAUUGCGGAUUCAACUGAUACUAAACUGUGACGGAACUGUAACUGGACUGUAACGGAACUGUGAGUGGACUGUAACGGAACUGUGACUGGACUGAUAUUUGUGAAUCAACCUUUAACCGUAGGAGACAGUAACAUUUAGGAAGAUUCCAUUAAAGCUUUUUUUAAUGAACCAUUUUACUUACUCUAUCACUAUGUAUUUAUUUAUUUUAUAGUCUAUGUUCCUUCACUCAAUUCUUCAAACAGAGAAAACUAUUUUUCUUUUAGGGAUAAAAUAGAAUUUGACCAAUUUGAUAGAUUCUAACGAUAUUGCACAAAUAAGAGAUUCUCAAUAAAGUGGUGCUUUUUGUAAAUUUCAGUGUCUUGUAGAUGGUGCCUUAUUGAUUGACAAUAAAGUUAUUAGAUACUGUAGGUAGUUUAAUAUUAUAUACAUAUUCAAAAUAUGUCAUUUAACUUUAAUAUUAUAUGUAUUCUAUAAUAGACUCCUCAUUGAUACAAGUAGGCCUACAUUGUGCAUAUUUUGUUGCAUUUACUGGAGCGUAUUGGAGAUGAGAUAACCUUUACAAUUCAACUUUUUUCUUUUAGCUGUGUUGUUUGGUUCUACAUACUUCAUUUUCUUAUUGCGACACCUUUUGGACACAUAUUUUUUUUAAUUGUGACAAUGUUAAGUUGGGUACAUCAUUAUAUGAGAUACUUCACAGCAUUUGUAAUGUUGUUUUAAGUUCAAGCAAAAACACACAUUGUAUGACAAUUUUUGUAUUUUCAUAUGUAAUAAAAG
Messenger RNA from Macrosteles quadrilineatus (aster leafhopper), 5628 nucleotides. RefSeq names its product innate immunity activator protein (gene sstn). Lineage: Eukaryota; Metazoa; Arthropoda; Insecta; Hemiptera; Cicadellidae. The transcript has 9 exons. Gene Ontology annotation, biological process: establishment of epithelial cell polarity. The record is from RefSeq and is a predicted model, not a curated record. Bases 175 to 1779 code for a protein of 534 amino acids.